Molecule: messenger RNA, 3703 nt
Organism: Anguilla rostrata (American eel)
Lineage: Eukaryota; Metazoa; Chordata; Actinopteri; Anguilliformes; Anguillidae
Product: tripartite motif-containing protein 16-like
Exons: 8
Coding region: 1115-3064 (649 amino acids)
Molecular function (GO): protein binding; zinc ion binding
Source: RefSeq, a predicted model, not a curated record
UCCUUUCACACUGAAGAAGUAAUGAAUUUAAAAAACUCAUGGCUGGUUAUUGAAGCCACCGGUUUGAUGUUAAAUUUGAGAGAUGGCUGAGUUUCCUGCCAGAAACCAAACCAUAGAAACACAGGGUACAGAAGGCAAGCACAUGCAAAGUCAAAUCAAAUUUUAUUUGUAUAGCGUAUUUUACAGCAGUUGUCACAAUAUGCUUUACAGACCUGGUCUAGACCCCCACAGAAGCAAGCCUAAGGCAACAGUGGUGAGGAAAGACCCCCUGUGGCAGAUGGGAAGAAGUAACGACUAAACCUCAUUGGGUUGAAAAUUAAAACUUAUGAUAGUUUCUUCUGUCCAGGUUCACACUAAAUUUUUGCUGGGCAGUAGAAAAACAUUUUACUUUUCAACCUAAUUAGGCAUUUUUGUAGGAGUUGAAGAUUCAGCCAGCCCUUAUUGCAUAGAAGAUAACAAGUAAUGUUGAAUAGCAUAGAAAACAUAAUUUCAAAACCUGUGAAAUACAAGAUGGUAAUAAUGAUGUGGAUAAAAACGCUAGCACACUCGCUUCAAUGCCAAGCCUCGUCAGUACGGCCAUGGCAAGCAAGCUCUUUAGGUAGAGUGUGAUGGACUUUCACCCUACUUACAGCCCUAACAAAAACCUGCCCCCGCACCUUUGUCAGUUAAGAUCAAACACUUGUGGUCUAAAUUGUUUCACGGACCAGAACCAGGAAACGUGCAGCAUCGCAGAGGUUACACAUAUCACGGCUUGCAGCGUAACAAACGUAUGCUUACGGAUGCUGAUUAGGAGACCUGUUGAACAUUUGUAGAGUGUUCAGCACAGAAUGUUGAAAAUGUUUUAAGAUCAUUAUUUAUGGCUCCUAAAGUUGGCUUUGCAGAGCUUUGUGGUUGCUAAAGCUGGCUUUCCAGAGUGAUCAAUGAUAGAUAUUCCAAGAUCCAGUGAUAAAAUGGUGCAGUGUGUGACAGAACAGCCCUUCCUUCCCUGGCUAAGACAGUAAAGCUUCAUAACAAUUCCUCCCAUUUUUGAAUACCUGGCCUCAGUCCAAUGCCACUCCUUCUGUGAACAGAACGAGGAAACCGGUUUGCUUCCUUCCACCCUGUUUCAGAAUAAAUGAAACUACCUCCACAGAAACCAAAUAAAAACUGCCUGCCGUUCUCCUGGUGUGUGGAUAAAAUGACUGACUCUAGCAUCCCUGUGGAGCAGGAUGAGUUAAGCUGUCCAGUCUGUCUGGAUUUGUUUAAUAAUCCGGUGACUGUUCCCUGUGGACAUAGUUUCUGCAUGAAUUGCAUUAGACGUUGCUGGGAUAGGGAGGAUGGUACAGGAAUCUAUCACUGCCCCCAGUGCCAACAGACUUUCCAGUCCAGACCUGUUCUGGGCAAGAACAUAGUGCUGGCCAACUUGGUGGAGGAAAAAAACCAGUGCGGACCUGGACCUGGACCUGGACCAGGACUCGGACCUGGAACCGGACUUGGACUUGGACCUGGAACUGAAUUCGGACUCGGACUUGAACCUGUCUGGUGCGACGUGUGCCCCAAGGGAAUGCAGCUAGCCGUGAAAUCCUGCCUGCAGUGCCUGGCGUCCUACUGCAAAGCUCACCUGGGUCCACACAACGAAUCCUCAGCUCUAAAAAAGCACCAGCUGACCGAAAGCACGACACACCUGCAGGAUUUGGUCUGUGCUGUCCACAGAGAACCGCUGAAGGUUUACUGCCGCACCGACCAACGAUGCUUCUGUCUCCUGUGCACGAUGGACCAGCACAAACAUCACGACACAGUCUCUGCUGUGGCCGAAUGCGCUGAGAGGCAGAAAUCAGCACAGACAAAUUUCCAGAAAUGGAUCCAGGAGAGAGAGAAGAAGCUGCUGGAUACUAGACAGGCAGAGCAUUUGCUCACACACGCUGCUCGGACAGCAGUAGAGGAGAGUGAGAGGCUCUUUGCUGAUAUCAUCCACUCCAUUGAAGGACAGCGCUCAAGGGUAAAGGAGCUGAUCCUGUGUGAAGAGAGGAAAGCACUGGUCCCUGUCAAAAGCCUACAGGAGAGACUGGAGCAGGAGAUCACUCAGCUGAGAGGGAGGGAUGCUGAGCUUCAGAAACUAGCACAAAUGGAGGACCCCAUCUCUUUUCUCCAGCGCUGGAGGUUUCUCUCUACCGAUCCUGGGCCCUGUAUUGUACCAGGAGUCACUGCAGUUCCAAACCACUCCUUCGAGUUCGUAAGCAAAGCUGUUUCUGAGCUGAAAGACCAAAUGGAGACCGUCUGCCAGGAUAAAUUUGACAAGUUAUUAGAAAAAGUCUCCAGAGUGAAUAAAGUGUCUGCUCCUCCAUCUCGAAAGCACAGGACCAGAGCAGAGUCACCAUCGACUUCCACUAGCAGAACAGAACUGCGGAAACUCAGAUCUGGGGAGACAGGAAAUGGUUGUGGGCCCCGUGCGACUAAAGUGCAAAUUCUGGAAAGUCCUGAAUCAUUGCCAGAGCCUAGGACCAGAGAAGAGUUCUUAAAAUACGCCUGUGAGCUCACGCUCGACCCCAACACGGCACACGCACAGCUGCUUCUCUCGGACCGUGACAGAGAGGUGAGACGGGUGAAAGAGAAGCAAAGGUAUCCAAAUAGCCCAGAGGGAUUUGACUUCAAUUGUCAGGUCCUCUGCAGGCAGGCCCUGUCAGGGAGACGCUGUUACUGGGAGGCCGAAGUGAAGGGGAAUAAGGCGGAAAUAGCGGUCGCAUACAAAGGGAUUAAGAGGAAAGAUGGGGACCGAUCCAAUUCAUUCGGCAGGAAUGACAAAUCCUGGAGUCUGUGUUGCAUAAAUGGAGUCUACUCCAUUUUCCACAAUAAAAAUGCGAUCCGAUUACCUGUCCCAUACUGUUCUAAGGUUGGUGUGUACCUGGAUCACCCAGCUGGCACGCUGUCAUUUUACAGUGUCUCUGACAUCAUGAGCCUCAUACACAGGGUGGAGACUAAGUUCACUGAGCCUGUGUAUGCUGGGUUUUGGAUUGGGGAACAGUGUAGUGUGAAACUCAUGGCCCUUGUCCAUCACCCUAACAUAGCGCGCCGUACCACGUUGUGAAACCGAUACCAUGGCUUCUGGAUGCGUUUCCAUCGCCAGCAGAAGUGUACUGUGUAUAGUCCUCGGAACUAAAUUUUGCUACUACCAACUGCCAUUUUCAAACGGCUGGUAAUACAAUCCAGGGCUCAUCCCCCCAAAAUCACUGGUUUUCAGUGUAAGUAGGCAUCUGGUGUUUAAUAUAAUCCUUACUGUCCCAGCAUUAGGGAGUUGUUGUAAAUAGGAGAAAAAAACAGGCCGGUUAAGAAAAAAUAAGAAAAAAAAACGGUGACAAAUAAGACAUAGGCAAUGUAAUGUUGUUGGGUAUCAGCUCUGACUGAAAUGAAAUCUGAAAUCAACAUUUGGCCAAUAAUUUAUCCUCAGAUCACGAAGACAUAAUGUGUGCGUUGUGCGGUCCAUGUGAAAUAAAUACGAGUGGGUAAUAAAAGAUUUUAAAAUGUAUUUUUUACCUUUAUGAAAAUAUUCUAAAAUGUUAAAAUAUGAUUAGGCAGGGCUUCUUAGGAAUAUGGUUCUAGGCCUCCAUCUUAUACUCCUUUCUCACAAGCAGCCACAUAUAACCUCUGUAUCAUUACUGUUUUUUUUUGUUUUGUCUUUUUUUUUUUGCAAUAAAAUUUCCCUCCAAUAAAUAUUUGUGCAAACUGA